Molecule: messenger RNA, 956 nt
Organism: Theobroma umbraticum
Lineage: Eukaryota; Viridiplantae; Streptophyta; Magnoliopsida; Malvales; Malvaceae
Product: beta-mannosyltransferase-like protein
Source: RefSeq, a predicted model, not a curated record
CAAAGGAAAAUUCUUUGUCGGCGAUUUAUCGAUAGUUUGCCUUGAUACGGUGAAAUACCUUGCGUUCUUCCUUACUCUUGUUUCCUGUACUGGGGGCUCGCUCGAUUCAUUCUUUACAACAAAAAUGGACUGUAUCCGCUGAAAAAACGGGGCCAAGCGGCUCUUCUCCGAUGUUCGAUCCACUCCACUGAAGGAGUUUGGCAGUAACUAAUAGUUCUGGUUCGGUAGUGGGAAAAGAGAAGAGAAUAGAAAAAGGGUUGAGUGGGAGUUGAGGAAGGAGGAAGAGUAGAAAGAGAUGUCGCUGAGAAUAAAGGCGGUGGUGGAUAAGUUCGUGGAAGAGCUGAAAGAGGCGUUGGAAGCCGACAUACAAGACAGAAUAAUGAAGGAGAGAGAGAUGCAAAGUUACAUCGAGGAACGCGAGCGCGAAGUCGCCGAGCGUGAAGCCGCCUGGAAGGCGGAGCUCUCUCGUCGCGAGGCAGAGAUUGCACGACAAGAGGCAAGGCUGAAGAUGGAAAAAGAAAACCUUGAAAAAGAGAAAAGUGUCCUAAUGGGAACAGCAUCGAAUCAAGAUAACCAAGAUGGAGCACUAGAAAUCACUGUAAGUGGCGAAAAAUAUAGAUGCCUCAGGUUCGCAAAGGCAAAGAAAUGAUGUUCUAUAUAAAGAAGGCGAAGAAAACAAAUGCAGGGAUUAUUUGAGUGGUGUCUUUUCUCAAAUUUGCUAUAGCCAGUUUGCUAUUUUAGAAUUUUUGUUCAUUCUAGAUGCGUUGAUCAUAUACUUGUAGGUUUGCUUUCAGCACAACCUAUUGAUGGUGUCCAGUGUAUGAUUACAUUUCAAUGAAGAAAAGAAGAAAAGGGUGUUGGGGAUUAACCAAACAAAUUAAACAGGUUACCAUCCUUUUUAACAUUUAUUCAUUGAUGAUACUUAUGAUAAGCAAUUUAGCAUGGUUGAGACUUUA